This is a messenger RNA of Panicum hallii, 1649 nucleotides long. RefSeq lists its product as uncharacterized. The coding region runs from base 80 to 1384 and encodes 434 amino acids. The record is from RefSeq and is a predicted model, not a curated record. The transcript is spliced from 6 exons. Lineage: Eukaryota; Viridiplantae; Streptophyta; Magnoliopsida; Poales; Poaceae.
CCCCCCCCCCAACCCCCCUGAUCCAAUACAAAAUUCAGGGCACGCAGCAGGCGCCUCCAAAAGAGAUCCGCCCUGAUAGAUGGAUCCCCCACGCUGCAUCGUCGUCAGCCCAAUCAUUGCCUCAUUUGUUCCCUUCCUCCUCCUCCUCCUCGUCUCCUCCUCCGUCGUCAUCCCGGCCUCGGCUGGAGGCGGCGGCGGCAGCAACGGCACGGCGGCGCCGUUCCGGUCGGCCGAGGAGCUGCUCCGGUUCCAGAGGAUCAAGGCCCGGCUCGCCAGGACCAGGGACGCCUCCGUCAAGACCAUCCAGAGCCCGGAUGGCGAUGUCAUCGACUGCGUGCCGACGCACCUGCAGCCCGCGUUCGAGCAUCCCAAGCUCAGGGGGCACAAGCCAGAGAGAGAACCUGCGGAGAGGCCGAGGAGCAGCAGUGGUCGCGUCGACGCCGAUGAUCGAGACGAAGAGGAGGCAUUGCCGCAGGUGUGGCGGCGCUCCGGCGAGUCGUGUCCGGAUGGGACGAUACCGGUGCGGCGGACCACGGAGGCCGACGUGCUCCGGGCCAGCUCCGUCGGCCGGUUCGGGAUGAAGGCCCGGGGCGGCGGUGGCUUCGCGCGGCGCGACUCCACCGGCGGCGGCCAUGAGCACGCGGUGGGGUACGUGUCAGGGGGCCAGUUCUACGGCGCCAAGGCGAGCCUGAACGUGUGGCCGGCGCAGGUGGCGUCGCCGGCGGAGUUCAGCCUCUCGCAGAUCUGGGUCAUCUCCGGCUCCUUCGGCAACGACCUCAACACCAUCGAGGCUGGCUGGCAGGUAAGCCCUCAGCUGUACGGUGACAACAACCCAAGGUUCUUCACGUACUGGACAGACGACGCGUACCGGGAGACCGGCUGCUACAACCUGCACUGCUCGGGCUUCGUGCAGACGAGCAGCCGCGUGGCCAUCGGCGCCGCCAUCUCGCCGAUCUCGUCCUACGGCGCCCGGCAGUUCGACAUCACCGUGCUCAUCUGGAAGGACCCGCGGCAGGGCCACUGGUGGCUGCAGCUCGGCUCCGGCGCGCUCAUCGGCUACUGGCCGUCCUCGCUGUUCACGCACCUGGGCGCCCGCGCCGACAUGGUGCAGUUCGGCGGCGAGGUCGUGAACGCGCGGCCGGCCGGCGCGCCGCACACGCCCACGCAGAUGGGGUCAGGGCGCUUCCCCGGGGAAGGGUACGCGCGCGCCGCCUACUUCCGCAACGUGCAGAUCGUCGACUGGGACAACAGCCUCGUGCCCGCCGCCGGGCUCCGGCUCCUCGCCGACCGGCCGGGGUGCUACGACAUCGCCGGCGGCAGCGGCGGCGCCUGGGGCACCUACUUCUACUACGGCGGGCCCGGCAGGAACGCACGGUGCCCGUAGGUUGCUACUAGCUAGGAACGGAACCGGAUGGGUGUUUCUUUACGUACGUGCUGAUCACUGAUCAAGAACAAAAGCAAAUAUAUGUGGCAAAAUUAAAGCUUUGAUUUUUCCCCCCUCUUCACCUGCCUCUCUACAUGAAUUAUAUAAUGCCAUCGUGAUGAAAUGUUCACAGAAUUUUGUUCAAUUGUUUUGCGCCAUAGUGUUGAAGCCCGACGCAAUUAAUUAACGAUGCAGCCGAAGCCCGUUAGAACGCUGGAAUUUCUCC